This is a messenger RNA of Ostrinia furnacalis (Asian corn borer), 833 nucleotides long. RefSeq names its product translation initiation factor IF-2-like. Lineage: Eukaryota; Metazoa; Arthropoda; Insecta; Lepidoptera; Crambidae. Bases 1 to 816 code for a protein of 271 amino acids. The transcript is spliced from 3 exons. The record is from RefSeq and is a predicted model, not a curated record.
AUGAUAAGAUCUGAAUUUUANCCCGCGCCCGCCGCGCCCGCCGCCGUGCGCUGGGACACCACCUGGAGCUCCGUCGUGGCCGCCGGCGCUGCCGCCGCCGCCGCGCCCGGGCAGCCCGCGGGAGUCGCGAUAGCAAUAUACGGACCAGACUUUACAUAUCUCGCAAUUUAUUUUAAAUUAAAAUUAUUUUCAAUUUUUAAUUCAAUUCUUUAUUGCUAUUUCUCGUCUAUUUCGGCCGUUUCGGAUGUUGAACUAGUUGAACAAAAAUCGAUAACCGCGUCGCCCGAUGCAGGAGCGGCGCCGCUGCCGCCCAUCGGGUCGGACGUGCGGCGGCGCGCGGAGGCGGAGCGCGAGCGCGCGGCGGACCAGUCGCUGUUCUACUUCAACGGCGACGCGCCGCCCGCGCCCGCCUGGCGCGCGCCCUCCGCACCCGCGCCGUCGCCCGCGCCGCGCGACCGCCCCGCCUACUCGCCCGUGCAGCCCGACUACCGCAACGACUUCGACGACAACUCCGGCAUGAACGCAUACGGAUCCCUGUGGACGGGCCCGGGCUCGAGCGCGUGGGCGUGGGGCGGCGGCUUCGCGGGCGUGCGGCCCCCGCCCGGGUUCGCGGCGCCGCCGCCCGCGCCGCGCGCCUACGACCCGUUCCGCUCGCUGGCCGCCAUCUGGGCGCCGGGCGCGCUGGACUGGCGCGCCGACCCCGAGCCGGCCGCCGCCGCGCCCGCGCCGCCCGACCCCGCCGCCGCCGCCGCCGACGCGCACGCAUCUAGUCUCGACGCCCCGCCGUCUCGCUCGGUCGUCCCUAAGACUGAAUAAACUUACGUUUCUGAGCA